Messenger RNA from Salvia splendens (bonfire salvia), 648 nucleotides. RefSeq names its product glycine-rich protein 3 short isoform. NCBI's taxonomy places the organism in Eukaryota, Viridiplantae, Streptophyta, Magnoliopsida, Lamiales, Lamiaceae. The coding region runs from base 63 to 443 and encodes 126 amino acids. The transcript has 2 exons. The record is from RefSeq and is a predicted model, not a curated record.
AUUGCAUGCAAACAUUCUCAUCCUAAACAAAAAUAAACACCACAAUAAGUCGAAGAAAAAUCAUGAGUUCCAAACUGAUCCUUCUUCUCGGCCUUUUCUUAGCUGUGGCUCUUCUGAUUUCUUCAGAAGUAGCUGCAGCAAGCAGAGAUCUAGCCGAGACUACAAAUGCCGUCGAUCCAUCUUCGGAAACCAAUGGAGAUGCACUGAAUGACGCCAAAUACGGGGGAUACGGAGGCUAUCCUGGCGGCGGCGGCGGUGGAUACGGCGGACGUGGCGGCGGAGGGUAUGGUGGUGGAGGGCACGGUGGUGGGGGAGGGUACGGAGGCGGGCGCGGGCGCGGUGGGUACUGCCGGUAUGGGUGCUGCGGGCGGAGCUACAACGGACGCGGUUGCAGGUGCUGCACUUUUGCUGGUGAAAAGGCGGAGGUUGGGACUCAGAACUAAUUAAGCAGACAGCAGUGUUAUAAAUUAAGCCUAAGAUCGAUAUAUGUAAUCUGUUGGUAAAGUUUUAUUAUGCAAAUUAAGAUGUGAUGAAUAAAAUGCAUAUGUCUACACUUUGACUACGUACGUUCAAGGUGUGGCUGUGUGUAUUACCUGUUAUAUAUGUUGUAACAGUUGCUAAAUUAAUAUGGAUUUGAUGUGUUUAUCA